AUGAAAAAUCUUAUCCAGAACACAAAAAAGAAUUUCAAUCUUCUUGUUGGUACAGCAGCAGAAGCAACUGGAAAUAAGGUAACUGAAGACAGUCCUAGUUAUUUAAAAAACAGUAAAAAUUUCGAAGAUCUUUUUUAUCAAACUAAUGAACUUUACACAAGGCUUCUAAAAUUCUACAAGGAUAUUCACAAAGUACUAGCUGCAGACGGAAAAUGCAUCGAAUUACUUGCAAAAUGUUCGAAUCCAGAAAAUGAUGAAAAUGUCGGCGUAUUUGAAGCAUCAUCUGUAAGUCUAUUAAGUACAUUUGAGAUUGACAAUCUCAAAUCUGUUGAUGAAAAUAAGCCUUUUAGAGAUUUGGUAUUAUAUCGAAGAAAAGUUCAUGACUGCGAGAAACUUAAACAAGCUAGACGUGAGGCUGAACUACUAUGUAAUCGUGCAUAUUUAAACUCAAAUACAGGCGCAUUUGACCCAGAAUUUAGUAAAGCUCAAAUCGAAUUCGAAAGGUGCGAUAGAGCUUUUAAUGAUACUGUAAGAAACCUUCUUACACGUCGUGAUUCAAUAUUUGGUGCUGUUUUGAAUUCAAUCUUAUAUGCCUCUCAAACUUCUCUUAAAGAUGCCAAUGUUUGCGUUUCCAAACUCAAAGUAGAGGAUACUAAGCCAUAA
Messenger RNA from Trichomonas vaginalis G3, 663 nucleotides. RefSeq lists its product as uncharacterized. The record is from RefSeq and is a predicted model, not a curated record. The transcript has a single exon. NCBI's taxonomy places the organism in Eukaryota, Parabasalia, Trichomonadida, Trichomonadidae. Bases 1 to 663 code for a protein of 220 amino acids.